This is a messenger RNA of Perca flavescens (yellow perch), 794 nucleotides long. It is a transcript of the gene pdyn, whose product is annotated as prodynorphin. Gene Ontology annotation, cellular component: axon terminus; dendrite; plasma membrane. The record is from RefSeq and is a predicted model, not a curated record. The transcript has 3 exons. Gene Ontology annotation, molecular function: opioid receptor binding. NCBI's taxonomy places the organism in Eukaryota, Metazoa, Chordata, Actinopteri, Perciformes, Percidae. Bases 93 to 794 code for a protein of 233 amino acids. Gene Ontology annotation, biological process: sensory perception; chemical synaptic transmission; neuropeptide signaling pathway.
CUGGAGGGCGGUUAUUUGAUCCGUAGAUGCGUCUCUGUGAGUCUUAAUACGGCUGGAAGUAUCUGUCCAUCUCCUGAGGAAUCUGUUGAAGAAUGGAGUGGUAUGUCCUGGUGCUGAUGCUGAGCUUGCCUUCGUCCCUCCGCGCAGAUUGCUCUUCCCAGUGUGAGAAAUGCGUGCAGCAGCUCCUCAGCCCCGACGCCGCCUUCAGCAGCCUGUCGUGCAGUGCGGAGUGUGCGGGCCAGCCGCAGGGCUGCGGCCGUGAGGCUCCGGGGCUGGCCGACCUCAGCCAGGAUGAAGCCGCUGCGGAGGAGGAGGAGGAGGAGAGACAGCGGGCGGAUCUGGUCAAACGCUACGGCGGCUUCAUCAAGAGGAUCGAGCGGAACAAAAAGAAAAUCUUCGCCUCUCCGUGGCGCGACAAUGUCAUCGUGAAGCUCGGAGCGCUGCCCGACAAAUACCAGGACUUGUGGAAGACGCUGGGGGAGAGAGAUAUAGACGCGCCGCGGGACGCAGACGACGCUCCGGAGGACCGCGCGCUUCAUACUGACGUUAAACGUUACGGCGGCUUUUUACGCAAAUUCGGCCCCAAGUCGAAGAGGAGUAGUUCCGCGGAGCAGGACGGCCAGGAGACCGAGGAGCUGCACAAGCGCUACGGGGGCUUCCUGAGGAGGAUCCGGCCGAAGUUGAACAACCUGAAGUGGGACAAGCGUUACGGAGGCUUUCUGCGCCGCAACUUCAAAAUCUCUGCGCGCUCAGCCGAGGAGCCAUAUUACUCCUAUGAUGAGUUGAGCCUAUAG